This is a messenger RNA of Gongylonema pulchrum, 549 nucleotides long. The record is from the annotation of a GenBank genome assembly. NCBI's taxonomy places the organism in Eukaryota, Metazoa, Nematoda, Chromadorea, Rhabditida, Gongylonematidae.
AUGUACUUGAAACGACCUUCACCGGUAACUGCACCUGCUGAGGAAGAAAAACCUGCUGCUAAUGAGGAGAAAACGCUUGAAGAAGUUAUCUAUGGCGAAGAUGAGGAAGUGAACAUCACUGAUAUUUGGGAUCAGCCUGAUAAUCCGAUCUCAUGGCAACAUACCGCUCAAGUUACUAUGAAACAGUUGGAGCAUACCCGAGAGCUGUUGAAUGAAAGUGAAGCAACGAAUGCACGAUUGUUGGAGCAAACAAAAUUGCUGAAAGAGGAAAUUCGUCGGUUGGAGCGUAACAGGGAACGUGAAAAUCAUUUAACCAAUACCGAAUAUUUGAAAAAUAUAAUCAUGAAGUUUGUUGCACCCGAAAAAGUAUCUGAUGAACGUGGUCAAUUGAUACCAGUGCUGGAAACAAUGCUGAAAUUGACCAGCGAUGAGGUCAAGUUGCUUAACCAAGUGGCACAAGGUAAUUAUUUCAGUCUCUUUUCAACGAUUUUUUUAUUUUAUUACUUUAAUCAGCUUCUAUUUUAUUACAGUGAUUCUUCUCGCCAUUGA